CUACUAUGCUAGAAAUGACCUGCACAUGCAAUAUGCGCGAGUGCUGAGUUGAUGAAUACGGUCCAGACAAGGUUCUGACAAGGCUGAGCUGACAUACAUGCCUCGGAUCCUUCUUUCCUCCUGCUGUCACUCCUGCAAGACCAAAAGCUGGAGCCUUGUGGGGUCCACGCACGCACAGGCCAAGCAAGGCUGAUAACACAAGUUAUUUCCUCCACAAUCCUCUUCCCAAACAUCAACACUAAACUCCAACAAUGACCUCAAACCACGACCCCUCAAUCCUCUCCCCAGACCGAACACUCCCACCCUCGAACCCCCCCUCUCAGAAAACCUUCCCCUUCCCCCGCGACUACCACUUCCCACCCUACUUCACGCGCCAACCGACCCUCACAACCCGGCAUGCUCAGCUGCAGAAAUGGUCCUCUCUCAUCCUCUCCUACUGUCGGUACCACAAGAUCUGGAAGCUCUCGCUCGCAGACGCCAUCGAGUCUGACUUAUUCUGGAACAAGAAGUUAGGGAAGCGGCUGAGUCGCGAGGAUGCGAGGGAGGUGCUGGAGUUUAUGAGGAAGGAGGGACGGAGUGAGGCGGUGGGUGGGAAGGAUGGAAGUGUGUUUUGGGUUUGGUGGAGGGAUCCGGAGGAGUGGGCUGGGUUGAUUGCUGAUUGGGUUGAUGAUACGGCGCAGAAGAAUACGGUGUUGACGUUAUAUGAGUUGACGGAGAGUGAGGCUACGCUUUCUCAGGACUUUCAUGGUAUGGAUCCUGAUCUAUUGCAGAAAGCUCUGAGUAUUUUAGUCAAGCGGGGCAAAGCUCAAGUCUUUGGGCAAGAGGAUCAGCAGGGUGUCAAGUUCUUUUGAAUGAUUUUAUAUACUGUACAAUGGUCACAAGAUGCAUUGGGAAGGAGUUUGAAAAUCAGGCGUAACUUGGCUAUUCUUAAAACCCAUCUAACGCCUAAACGCCGUUCGUUAUGGGCACCUCGCUGUCUUUUGACUCCCAAUCGCGUUCAGGGUAUGAUUACAUUUGACAAGUAGCCUCCAACGCUGAUAUAGAUACACC
Molecule: messenger RNA, 1050 nt
Organism: Mollisia scopiformis
Lineage: Eukaryota; Fungi; Ascomycota; Leotiomycetes; Helotiales; Mollisiaceae
Product: ESCRT-II complex, vps25 subunit
Exons: 3
Coding region: 252-851 (199 amino acids)
Biological process (GO): protein transport to vacuole involved in ubiquitin-dependent protein catabolic process via the multivesicular body sorting pathway
Cellular component (GO): ESCRT II complex
Molecular function (GO): protein homodimerization activity; structural molecule activity
Source: RefSeq, a predicted model, not a curated record